Messenger RNA from Acanthosepion pharaonis, 1404 nucleotides. Lineage: Eukaryota; Metazoa; Mollusca; Cephalopoda; Sepiida; Sepiidae. The record is from the annotation of a GenBank genome assembly.
AUGCUUAAGGCAUUGUGUAAUUCUAUUUGUGCUCUCUCUAUCAUUAUUUUUCUUUCUCUCUCUCUCUCUCCUUUGCUUCCAGUCUCUCUUCUCAUAGAUCUUUCAAUCUGUCAGUCUCUCUUUCAGUCAUUCUUUCUCUUUCUGUCACUAGUUUUUCUCAUUCACUUUCCUUUUUCUCAAUGUCUCUUUUGUGAAUUCUGUCAUUCUCUCUCACAGUCUUUCUGCUAUUCAUUCUCUCUUUUUUUUGCCAUGAGGGCUCUCUCUCUCUCUCUGUGCCUCUCAGCUAAUAAUUCUGUUUCUGCAUCUCUUUCAAUGUCGCUGUCAUUCACUUUUUCUCUCUUUCUGAGUCUCUUUAUCAUUAGCUCUCUCUAUCUCUCUGUCAGUCUCUCUUUUGGUAAUUUUAUCUCUCAAUAUCUGUUAUUAGUACUUUCACUCCCUCUCUAUCUCUCUCUGUCAUUAAUUCUCAUUCUUUCUUUCUCUGUCAUAUUCCUCUCUGUCAUUAGUUCUCUCCAUCAUCAGUUCUUUCUCUUCAACUGUUCUGUUUCUCUCACUUUUAAUAAUCUUCUGUUUGUCUUUCUUGCCAUUUUCAUUAAGUGCAUACAUGGAGUUGACAUCUCUUUAAAGAACCCUGAAGAUGGUUAUUUCCUCAAAUUUCGCCAACAUGGACCUCAAACUCAGCAAGAAUCUUUGAUCAUCACUGAAUCCACAGGUGAGCUGCCUGUGGUUCAAGCCCAACUUGGACCCUUCUUUUCAGUGAAGCCCAUCCCAAGGCACCUUCUGGAUACAUCCAUUUACAAUGGUUCGAACAUCCUUGACCGGUUCACUUUGGACAGCCAGGAUAUCAGUGUUCACCUUGUGUCCCAGAAGGUCACCCCAGAGAGUCCGAAAGUGCAGAUUCUUAUCCAUGCUGGGGUGUCUACUCGAGAAACACUGGCUAAUGCCAAGCUGAACAAGCAAACUCAGAUCUCUGGCUUCCACACCUGGCAAAACUGGUGUGGUCAGCUGUUUGUCCAGCACUUUGACCAAGAGGUAUCUGGUGCUUGUAUUCUUAGUGACAAGUACAAUGGCUGUGUUGCAGGUGUCCAGAUCCCUGAAGAAUGGUGGGGUUCCAAUGAUACUGUUGUCCAUCUUUAUUACCGAGUGACACCCAUCAGCAACAAUUUGGAAUGUGCCAGCACAUCCAAUUCGAUUGUUCCAAAUAAGUCUUCAUCGAAUAUCUCAGUGGAUGAGAAACGAUACCUGACCACUAUGCCAUUACUGCUGGAUGAGGAGGAGUUCAAAGACCUCAAAGACAAGCAUGUGGUGAUUUCUGUCCCUACUGGAACCUACCGUCCUGGAGCUCAUUUCUAUGUACCAAUUAAACUGGAGGCAAACUCUGACCUCCAGGUAUUUGCAAUGAGGUGA